Messenger RNA from Cydia fagiglandana, 1434 nucleotides. RefSeq names its product carbonyl reductase [NADPH] 1-like. NCBI's taxonomy places the organism in Eukaryota, Metazoa, Arthropoda, Insecta, Lepidoptera, Tortricidae. Gene Ontology annotation, molecular function: carbonyl reductase (NADPH) activity. The transcript has a single exon. The coding region runs from base 168 to 1025 and encodes 285 amino acids. The record is from RefSeq and is a predicted model, not a curated record.
AAUACCUAAACUAUACUUACAGUGAGAGCAAUCGAAAACAAACUUUAAUUGUAAAUACAUAAAGAUGAUAAUUCAAUACAUCGUCAUUAAACAAACACGAGCGAAACGCAAACAAUAUAAUUUCAUUAACUAACGGAAAGUUACAACGAACGAACGUCAGAUACAAAAUGGUGGAAAAAAUUGCGGUUGUUACUGGAUCAAAUAAAGGUCUAGGAUUCGCAGUUGUCAAAGGAUUGUGUCAAAAAUUCAAUGGAAUAGUAUAUUUGACGGCAAGAGACGAGAACAGAGGAAGAGAAGCGGUGAAAAAACUAGAGGAAUUGGGAUUAAAACCAAAAUUCCAUCAACUUGAUGUAAGUGACGAACGAAGCGUGGAGAAGUUGGCCAACUUUUUAAAUUUAGAACACGGAGGCUUAGACAUUUUAGUCAACAACGCCGCCAUCAUGGAUCUGGGUCAAGUUUACCCAGACUACGAAGGUGCGAAAAGAAAUAUCGACGUUAACUACAGAAGUCUGUUGACGAUUGAAAAACACCUCUUCCCGCUCCUAAGAGACGGCGCUAGAGUCGUGAACGUUUCCAGCGCUUGCGGUCAUCUAUCAAAUUUAAAAAAUAAGAAAUGGUUGGAAAGAUUGCUGGAUCAAAAUUUAACUACAGAACAGCUGAAUCAUUUCGUCGAUGAAUAUUUGGAUAGUGUGAAAAAUGGAACGUUUAAAAAAGAAGAUUUUGCAGAUGAGGGGAAGCAUGCUGAGCAUAGGGUGUCUAAGAUCGCGGUGACGGCUUUAACAAUGAUACAGCAGAGAAAAUAUUUUGACAGGAAUAUAUCUAUCAACGCCGUUCAUCCGGGGCAUGUCAAGACGGACAUGGCAAAAGGCGGAGGCGUCACGGAGCCGGACGAAGCUGCUAAAGUCAUACUUUAUCUAGUGUUGGACGCGUCGCCAAACUUAAAGGGUACUUUCAUGUGGCACGAUCGGAAGCUAGUUGACUGGACCGAUGUAGAUGGUGAUUAUUACUAUAAAUGUGAAUAUUAAGACCGAAUUUAAUUUCAUACUAACAAGGUCAUGUCACAAAAAAGCUUAUUAUAAAGGCUUACCUGGCAAUAGUCAAAAUUGUUGUCUCAUAGAUUUAAAAAAAAUAGCUUGAGAAAUGAAAUGUAUUUGUCAGAAUAUGCUGCGUUCAUGUAAUCUUAAAUUAGAAUUAAUGUAACUUCAAUCAUAUUCCACAGGUUUAUACAAUAUAUGAAAACAAAACUAGGAACAAAACAGCUAAACAAAGAAAGUCGUGACUCGACAGACUGGACAUGAUCUAUAACUCUGUAUCUUUGGGUACUUAAAUAAAAGUAAACAUAUAAUUUGUACAUUUUCUGGUAGUUUUAAGAUUUAUUGAUUAACCAAACAAAACCAUCUGUAUGUGUCACUGAACGACCUGAGUUUAAACUAC